Molecule: messenger RNA, 291 nt
Organism: Candida dubliniensis CD36
Lineage: Eukaryota; Fungi; Ascomycota; Pichiomycetes; Serinales; Debaryomycetaceae
Exons: 1
Coding region: 1-291 (96 amino acids)
Source: RefSeq, a predicted model, not a curated record
AUGCAAGAGAGCUACCAGACAGACAACUGUUACUGGAGCUUGGUAUUAGAAAGGAAGAAAUUCCUGCCUAUAUAUACCCCAGCUAUGAAUGGGAGAGCUGAAACUUAUAACAAGUUUAUACUCAAACAACUCAAGUUGGUCGUAUUGAAUUUUCCGGAUAGGUUAUUUGACCUCCUUUCGCUAUUUAAUGAAAUCAUAGCUUAUUGUGUUUAUAUGUACAUUGAUAUCUUUAUGUGCAUUAUAUGCGUGUAUUACAUUGAACUAAAAGAUUCGUUACUGUUGUUGUUUUGA